This is a messenger RNA of Chelmon rostratus (copperband butterflyfish), 3744 nucleotides long. RefSeq names its product nuclear receptor subfamily 5, group A, member 2 (gene nr5a2). The record is from RefSeq and is a predicted model, not a curated record. Bases 550 to 2121 code for a protein of 523 amino acids. Lineage: Eukaryota; Metazoa; Chordata; Actinopteri; Chaetodontiformes; Chaetodontidae. Gene Ontology annotation, biological process: hormone-mediated signaling pathway; regulation of transcription by RNA polymerase II; tissue development. The transcript is spliced from 7 exons. Gene Ontology annotation, molecular function: zinc ion binding; nuclear receptor activity; RNA polymerase II cis-regulatory region sequence-specific DNA binding. Gene Ontology annotation, cellular component: RNA polymerase II transcription regulator complex.
AUCCGACUUUACGCACAGGAGAGGGCGGCCCCGGCGGCGCGUACUCGUCUGCUAAAGGCUGAAAGUAACACUAACAGCCGCACUUUAACGGGUUACCCGCUUAAAAGACUUUUGGAAAAGCUAAAGGGAAACUUAAUCGUCUUCUAACUCGGACGCUGUGCAGUUUUCUCGUUUGAGCAAGAGACUGAUUCCCUAAGUCGGCGCGCAACUGUUCGAAAAGUAGGCUGAAUGAAUCGUGUGAAUUCUGCGUUAUUACCGCUGUUCUUUGCGCAAAUGUAAUUAUGAGAAAAUACACGAGUGAAGUCAAAUCAGAGCAGACGCGCACCGGCUGUGCAACCCGGCCGCUGGGAGACAGAAUCGUUUGAAUCAGGCUUCACAUUCAGAGCAUUUCCCGGUAACUGGAAGACAGAGCGAGACAGAAAGUGAGAAAUUAAGAGCCAAAAAGACAUUUGGGACACUUUGAGGCGUGUUUGUGGGGACGUCUGCCUCUCACGUCCAGGCGUCCCGCCGAGCGGUGCGGAGUCUCCAGCUCAGGCCGGCAGCGCUGACAUGCUGCCCAAAGUCGAGACUGAUUCCCUGGGACUCUCUCGAUCGUAUGGGGAACAAGGGCACAUGCCAAGGAACAUGCAAGCACCCCAGUUAAAAAUGAUGGACUACUCAUAUGACGAAGACUUGGACGAGAUGUGUCCCGUGUGCGGAGACAAGGUUUCAGGAUAUCACUACGGGCUUUUGACCUGCGAGAGCUGCAAGGGCUUCUUCAAGCGCACCGUCCAGAACAACAAGCGCUACACAUGUAUAGAGAACCAGAGCUGCCAGAUUGACAAGACCCAGAGGAAACGCUGCCCAUACUGCCGCUUCCAAAAGUGCCUCAACGUCGGCAUGAAGCUAGAAGCUGUGCGGGCAGACCGAAUGCGUGGUGGUCGCAACAAGUUCGGCCCCAUGUACAAACGUGACCGGGCCCUCAAGCAGCAAAAGAAGGCGCUGAUCCGAGCCAACGGCCUGAAGAUCGAGGCCAUGACCCAGGUGAUGCAAGCCGUGCCCACCGACCUCACCAUCACCUCAGCCAUCCAGAAUAUCCACUCGGCCGCCUCCAAGGGCCUCCCGCUGAGCCACCACGCCAGCCACCACACUGGUCACCACCACCACCACCACCACCAUCACCACGCCACCGCCCUGCCCCCCACAGACUACGACCGGAGCCCAUUUGUCACCUCCCCGGUCAGCAUGGCGAUGCCGCCGCACGCCGGCAGCCUGCAGGGCUACCAGGCGGCCUACGGACACUUCCAGGGUACGCGCACCAUCAAGUCCGAAUACCCAGACCCGUACACUAGCUCGCCGGAGUCCAUCAUGGGUUACGCCUACGUCGAUGCCUACCAGUCAGGCUCGCCGCCCAGCUUCCCUCACCUGAUCGUAGAGCUGCUCAAGUGCGAGCCAGACGAGCCGCAGGUUCAGGCCAAGAUCCUGGCCUACCUGCAGCAGGAGCAGGCCAGCCGAGGCAAACACGAGAAGCUCAACACCUUCGGCCUCAUGUGCAAGAUGGCCGACCAGACGCUCUUCUCCAUCGUGGAGUGGGCACGCAGCAGCAUCUUCUUCCGCGAACUCAAGGUGGACGACCAGAUGAAGCUGCUGCAGAACUGCUGGAGCGAGCUCCUCAUCCUCGACCACGUCUUCCGGCAGGUGGUGCACGCCAAGGAGGGCUCCAUCUUAUUGGUCACUGGCCAGCAGGUGGACUAUGCAGUGAUUGCAUCACAGGCAGGUGCCACCCUCAACAACCUGUUGAGCCACGCCCAGGAGCUGGUGGCCAAGCUACGCUCCCUGCAGCUGGACCAACGGGAGUUCGUCUGCCUCAAGUUCCUGGUCCUGUUCAGCCUGGAUGUGAAGAACCUGGAGAACUUCCACCUGGUGGAAAGCGUCCAGGAGCAGGUCAACGCAGCGCUGCUGGACUACGUCAUGUGUAACUACCCGCAGCAAACGGACAAGUUCGGCCAGCUGCUCCUCCGGCUGCCGGAGAUCCGAGCCAUCAGCCUGCAGGCCGAAGAGUACCUUUACUACAAACACCUGAACGGCGACGUGCCGUGCAACAACCUGCUCAUUGAAAUGCUACACGCCAAGAGAGCUUAGGAGGGGACUGCGCCACCCACAAUGCAGCUGUGCAGAGUUUUCUGCAGCCCAAAAACUCCUAAUAACGCUUUCACCAAACUGAACCUCCAGCUCAGACUCGACUGUGUAAUGUGCACACACAACGAACAUAUGGAUCCCUUUAUUCUUAAAAAAAAAAAAGUCAGAAAGAAGAGCUGCUUCUCCUCAACCACACAAAGACAAUACUGAAAGGAAAACAGACAAACACUUGAACCUAACACUGCAUUUGACACUUGGGAUGGGAUGUAAUCGUCUGCACUAGCACAGACUAUCAAGGCAGGCUGCAACUUAAAGAAUGAGAAACCCUUGAGUGUUUUUAGCGCUGGUGAGUGUGCUGAGGCAGGAAUCCGAGUAACACCAGCCGUCUUUUAGACAGCUCUGUGACUCGAGUGGUGGUUUAUUUUGGUUCGACGAUCCUCCGGCGUGCUCUCUCACUGAAACCGGCUCUUAGCUGUCGUUGGUACUGUAAAGAAAAAUGGACGCGCAGUCAACCAGGCCAGAGACUCCUGCCUGCCAUCACGUCUGUUUUCCAGACUCACAUAAGACGUCUGCCAUGGCAGCUUGACCUGACUGAAAAGGGCGAACUGAUGGUUAAAAAAUAAAGGUCUAAAAAAGGAACAUUCUUUCAUGAACAAAAUGAUAAACAGGCCAAUAAGAAGAAAAAUAAGAUGUUUUUUUUUUCUCUUGUAAUGGAAGUCAUUUGCUUCUCAUGGUCAUCUUGUGGUUCCCCUUUCUUAUUCCACCUCCCCGAAUCAUCUUAAACUAUGUACCUCAGAAAGACCAGUGUUAAAUAAAUUCAAUUAAUAAUGUCAGCUGAAACAGUUGUAUUUAUAGCCCUUUUUUCCUGCAAAAAACACCCUCCCUUCUAAUUAUUUCAUAACAACUGGAACAAAACAAAGUGUGUUCUGGAGACGGAGAAGGAUCGACCCUGCCUUUGUCCGGAAAGACCAAAGCCUGCUGCAGAACAGAAGAAGGAAAUUACAAAAAAAACCUUAAUAAUCAGUAUUAUAAGAGAAAAAAAAGAUUUGUGAUGUCACAGUUAUGUGAGUCUUGCCUUAUUUCAUUACCAUGCUAGCUAACCGUGCAGAUGUGAAUGGAAAUAUGUACAAAUAUAUAUAUAAAGUAUUAAUGUUGUAAAAAUUUAAAAAAGAAUAAUUCAACAGGUGUUUACAUUCAUGUGGUCAUAUGGGAGAGAACUGUGAUGAAGCAUAAAUUGCAAAGCAAUGAUUUCCUAAAAAAUGAAACCAACGAAAUGAAAAAAAAAAGAGAUCCAUUUGGUUUGCUUUCUUUGGUGUGUGUACAGUGUUUUAUUUUUUAUUUGUUUUGAGCAGUACUUAAAUUAUGUCGUGAGACACUAAAAUCAAGAAGGAAUCACACUUAAAAUAUUAAUUUCUAUCUGUGUCUGCUGGCAUUCAAACAUUUUCUUAAGCAUUUCUGUACAAGGGUUCCGUUUCGCUUUCAACCUCUUUUGUAGACUUUUCUCUUUUUUAUUUACAGUGCUUUUACCUUUUUGAUGUACAGUAUGUCACUGGUUACGCUUAAUAAUGAAGAUAAUUUAUUGCGUCUAUGGGUUUCCAUCUAUGUGUUACAUGACGUGAGGUGUCU